Molecule: messenger RNA, 5212 nt
Organism: Danio aesculapii
Lineage: Eukaryota; Metazoa; Chordata; Actinopteri; Cypriniformes; Danionidae
Gene: ptenb
Product: phosphatase and tensin homolog B
Exons: 10
Coding region: 632-1900 (422 amino acids)
Biological process (GO): negative regulation of cell population proliferation; regulation of phosphatidylinositol 3-kinase/protein kinase B signal transduction; protein dephosphorylation
Cellular component (GO): cell projection; nucleus; cytosol
Molecular function (GO): protein tyrosine phosphatase activity; phosphatidylinositol-3,4,5-trisphosphate 3-phosphatase activity; phosphatidylinositol-3,4-bisphosphate 3-phosphatase activity
Source: RefSeq, a predicted model, not a curated record
UUCAAUGGGAAGCCAUGAUGGAAGUUUGAGAGUUUAACAGGCAGUGGAACAGUGAAGGAAAGGGACAGUACCGGAGGUCUUUCUUACGCCACAUUUAAAUAACAAGUUUUUAAUUUCUUGGUGGAGGCUGUCACAUUUCGUUUCGUGUGUUGGAACCUGGUCAUCGCGGAUUGUCGUAAAGUUCGAUGGCUUAAAUUUUCUAAGGAUGUGUAGACGAGCUAGCGCGUUAGCCUUUGAGGCUAGCGGCUAGACGGAGCGCGAGCUGAGUGCGAGCAGGGCUCUGACGACCGAACUUCAAGUGGAAGCACCGGAGAGGAUUUUCUCUCCGCCUUUCCGCUCAACCACGGCGGCUUCAGUGCGACCAGAGACUUGUCGUGCAUUAGAAAUUCCGCAGUUCCAGACGUGGGAAGUUGCUUAUCUUUUCACCCAGGGCUCCUCUGAGCCGAGGAGGGCAUUUUGGAAGCCGGGCCUGUGGUGGUUUGGAGCGAGGCCCUUGAUGAGUGAGCCACAGCAGACUCCAUUCUAGCUAGCAGGGGGACUGCGAAACGAGCAGAGCAUAAAGACGACCGACCGUCCGAAAGCAACAAUACUCUCUCUCACACUAAAAACCCUAAAGACUCCUGUCACAGCCAUGGCUGCGAUCAUAAAGGAAUUUGUCAGUAGAAACAAAAGGAGAUACCAAGAAGACGGGUUCGACUUGGACUUGACAUACAUUUAUCCUAACAUAAUAGCUAUGGGUUUCCCUGCUGAAAGACUGGAGGGUGUAUAUAGAAACAACAUAGAUGAUGUAGUGAGGUUUCUUGAUUCAAAGCAUAAAGAUCAUUACAAGAUAUAUAACCUAUGUGCAGAAAGACAUUACGAUACUGCCAAAUUUAACUGCAGAGUUGCACAGUAUCCAUUUGAGGAUCACAAUCCUCCUCAGCUAGAGCUUAUUAAACCUUUCUGUGAAGAUUUGGAUAAAUGGCUCAGUGAAAAUGACAAUCAUGUGGCUGCCAUUCACUGCAAAGCUGGAAAGGGAAGAACGGGUGUCAUGAUUUGUGCGUACUUGUUACACCGAGGCAAAUUCAAAAAAGCACAAGAGGCUCUGGACUUCUACGAUGAAGUUAGGACCAGAGACAAGAAGGGAGUGACUAUUCCCAGUCAGAGGCGAUAUGUGUACUACUAUAGCUACCUUCUGAGGAAUAAGCUGGAGUACAAACCUGUGGCCUUGCUCUUUCACAAGAUGGUAUUUGAGACAGUGCCUAUGUUCAGUGGAGGGACCUGCAGGGAUUCUGCUGUAAAAUUCAAGAGUGAGCAGAUUCCACAUGGGUUCAGAAAAACCAAUUGGCAUUGGGAUCCUCAGUUUGUGGUGUACCAGCUGAAGGUGAAAAUUCACACCUCAAACCCAGCGCACACAAGAAGAGAGGAGAAGUACAUGUUCUUCGAAUUUCCUCAACCACUGCCUGUAUGUGGGGACAUCAAGGUGGAGUUCUUCCACAAACAAAACAAGAUGAUGAAGAAGGAGAAAAUGUUCCACUUUUGGGUGAACACCUUUUUCAUCCCUGGGUCAGAGGAGAGCACAGAAAAAGUGGAAAAUGGAGGUUUAGUUAAGGAACUGGAUGGAAUACAAACUUCGGAAAGGGGAGAGAAUGAUAAAGACUAUCUGAUUCUGACUUUAACCAAGACUGAUUUGGAUAAAGCCAACAAAGAUAAAGCCAACAGAUACUUCUCUCCAAAUUUCAAGGUGAAAAUGUUCUUUACAAAAACAGUGGAGGAACCAUCCAACUCGGAGGCCAGCACUUCUACUUCUGUAACCCCGGAUGUUAGCGAUAAUGAACCGGACCAUUACCGGUAUUCGGACACAACAGACUCAGACCCUGAAAAUGAACAGUACGAUGAAGAACAGAUUACUAAAGUUUGAAAUAUUUUUAUGGGAAGAAAAAAAGAAACCAUACGUAACAGAGUUGUAUAAAGGAGAAAACUUGAAUAUGAACUGAAAGCAAGUUUUUUUUUUUUUUUUUUUUAACCCCCCCCCCCAUAAUUUCUUUAUUUAUUUUUUUUCUUUUUCCCGCCCACAUCACAAAAAUGCCACCAGUUUAAGGACAAAAAUGCUGACUUGUUUUGUUUUGGUUCAUUCUCCCCCUCCCUUUCCAUGAAGUAUCGACUCUGAUGUUCCUUGGGAAAAACAGCGUCAGUAGCUAUUAUGUAAAUACAUGUUCAUGGCGUAACACGAGAAAGAAAACCUAGUGAGGAUGGGAGAUUGUUUAUGGGAGAAAUCGAGUGAAGAUCGAAAUUUGCUGCUCCAUCAACCUGUUGAAACCAAGGCCAGUGCUUUAAUCAGCAUUCAUUCCCCAUGUCUGUUCUUCUCUAGUCUCUACCAACUGUGAAAGUCUCCUCAUGCUGCUGGAAGGCCACCAGUCGGGCACUGGAAAGUGUCAGUCGGGCACUGGAAACUGCGUCUCUCGCCUUUUUGUUUUUUGGUUUUAAGUCUGCUUUCGUCAUUAUUACCACUGCUAGAGUGGAGGUGAUAAUGCUUCUAAAUCCAUGACUUCAUUGCUCCACCGUGUAUUCUUAUUUUUUUAUGCAAAUAUACACACAACAGGGAAACCCGUGUUGCAAUAAUGUUGAUCGUGUGCAUGUUAUUGGAAUCCGUUUCCAUGUUGUUCAAUAAAUAGUAUACAUUGUUUUUCCUAAAAGAGGUUUCUAAAGUCUUUUACAAUUCGAUAGAGUUUGGGAAGAAAACUAAUUGGCGUCACUUUUUCUUCUGCAGAUGGGAUUUUAAUCUCUAAACAACCCCUGAGUGGCUCUUCAUGUUUUUUUAAUUCCCGUUCCCUCUUUAAACUUUAAAAAUGUUCAUGGUUUGAGCUCUAAAUAGUGUCAUAACAUCAUAAAAGGAUUAUUUUGUUGUAUACGGAUCAAUUCGAGGGCUCCACAUGGCCGCGGUUCACAGGUCAGAUCGGGUGUACAGCAUCUUCAUGCAUGUAAACAUGGAGAAAAGCCCUUUUCUGAAUGUAUCAACCUUGGAUGCAAGUUUCAAUUUGAUUUCAACGUCAUUCACAUGUUUUUUCCUUUCUUCCUGGCUGUGUUAGACAUUCGAUCUUUGGCUCCCUAUAACAUGUUUGUAGCCUUAUUGUGCAUGAUCUAAUCAAAUCUGGAUCAUUUGUCCAGCAAUGGUGCUUGCAAACUCAUGAUGUAGAGAACAGUCAAACAUCCUUAUGGUUCCAAGCGUUCAAUCGUGCUGCAAUGAGCGUCCUUACUGUUGGAAGCAGUUAAACCAACAAUUCGGUGUCUAUCUCUCGCUGGAGUUCAUUUUUAUUUCCCCUUAUUGUUCUUGAACAGUCUUCGUUCCCUUUGGGAUGAGCAUAGUGCAGCUACGGAUUUUACACAAGUCUUGUGCUUGCUUCAGAAAUAUUAAAGCCCUAUAUAUGAGAAUAUUUAAAUGUAUAAUUUUCUUUUAAGCAUGCCAAAUCUUUUUUAACACCUGGCUUACGUGGUCAGACCAAAAAACAAAAAUACAAAAAAAAAAAAAAACUCAGUUUCUUGGGCAAGAAUCUUCACUGAGGGUAGUGAGUAAGCUGCCUUUCUCGUACUGUUAACAUUCAGGCUUCAAUCUGUUCACCAGCCCACUGCACGCACCGUACAUCUCGCCUUCCUUUCGAGAAAACGAACUCGUUUCCCUGACAUGAGGAGGAGACUCAGCCUUCCUUCUUGAGAUUGUACACUAACCAAUCCAGGAACAAAAGCAAGCCUAUUAUAGAUUCUCAUGUUUUGUUUACAUUUUAUCACAUCACUGAAAACCUGCCAAAAUUAAGCUUGAUUUAGAUUUUUUUUUUGUUUUACUUUGUGUUGGGAGCAGGAGGCAGGGCCCACGGGAGGUAUUUUUUGCCUUACUUGAAGUUGACAAUGCUUACUCUUCUACUGCUUUCAUACCUACCAUUCUGCCCAAGCACUGACUUAUUUAAAGCUACUAUAAUAGAGCAACAUAUUGUACUAGACAUUUGCACUGUUACAGGUCUUUGCAGGGUUUCAGUCAGUGGUCCACAGUAUUUUUUUUUCUUUUAUUUGUUUUACAGCAAUCAAUGUAGGAGAAUAUAGGUAAAAUGAAAAUACAUUAAUAUUAUCUGUGCAUCCUAAUAGAAUCGAAUAUGUUUUUAUAGACUGAAAUUUUUUUGUUUGUUUAAAAAAAAAAAUUUAAAAAAAGUAUAAAAAAAAAAGAAUAAAGCGACUAUUUAUAAAAGUAUUCGUUCACAUUCUGGCCCCCUGCAACUCCUCCUAAACGUACGAUGAUUUCUUUUUGGAUGCUUAGUGGUUUAAUGCGUGAUUAUAUUUAAAGGGAUCGUUCACCCAAAAUGUUAUUUACUCACCUUUAUGUUAUCUUAACCUGAUAUUUAAACCAUUUUAUCAAUAGCGUCCAAAAAUGCACUUUAUUUUUGGACCCUAUUGACUUUAUUCUACUUUUGUUUGCCAUUUAACACUCGUGAAUGACGUGAAGGUGAGUAAUUGACCGAAUGUUCUUUUUUUAACCCCCAAACAAUUGACAAUUUAGCCACAGUACCUUUAAACGCAGACCCUCAGACAUCCCGUCUGUGGCAUGGGUGUGUGUAGCUCACAGGCAGCAUGAAAAAUAAAUUUUCAGCUUUAAUGAAAAACAAAACGUCUUCAAAGGUGCCAGUGUAUAUGUCUCACGUCACUCUUUCUUAGCUGAUUUGUGCAAUAUGUUGUUUAUGAUGCCUGUGGUUGCCACAAAGUGCCUCUCGUUUACAGUUGAAGAGAAAGUACUGGCUUUAAAAGCUGUCGCAGGACGUCAUGUCACACGUGCGGAUGGAUGGGGUGGUACUGUGCACUAAAUCGUCCAGCUAGACUUGAAACAGGGGGGGCCCUUUGGACUUCAGCCAUGCUCCAUUAGAAACCAUUCUCUUCCCCAGAGGGUUUUCUUUUCUUUUACGUUCAUAUAAUAUAUACACAGUAUAUCUUUGGUCUCUUAAGAAAACAGCCUUACUCCGUUUCAGCCUGUUCAGAUACUAUUGUGCUGUGCAACAGUUGCUCUGUGUGUAAUGCCUAUGCACUGAGAAUACACAAACCAAUCAUGUAUGAAAUAUUGUACAGGUAAUCAUGUUGCUCAUACAAAUCACAUGUUUGUUUGUAACUGUAUGUGUAAACUGCCCUUUAUCUUAGUGUUAUAAACUCCACAUAAAAUCCAAUAAAGUCUCAUUCUUGUCAGUGUUUGACAGCA